Messenger RNA from Oncorhynchus tshawytscha (Chinook salmon), 1469 nucleotides. RefSeq names its product serine/arginine-rich splicing factor 1B. Gene Ontology annotation, molecular function: mRNA binding. Lineage: Eukaryota; Metazoa; Chordata; Actinopteri; Salmoniformes; Salmonidae. Gene Ontology annotation, cellular component: cytoplasm; ribonucleoprotein complex; nucleus. The record is from RefSeq and is a predicted model, not a curated record.
CAUUUCUGGUGUUCAUGAAUGCCCUCGCGGAGAAGCGCGAUUCUGAACGGGGAGAAGUGUAGCUAUCUAGUACAGAACUUUAAGCGCGAGUGAUACCUUAUUUCGUGUUUUCAGCAGUGUUUGUGUACUAUACUCAAAUGAAUUUCUAAUCGGCGGUGAUAUACUUGAAUACCGUCUUGCGAAAUCGCUUUUUAUUUCAACCUACCGCUAAAAUAAACUAGCUAACGUUAGCUUGCUAGCUAACAUGUCGGGAGGCGUCGUGCGAGGCCCCGCAGGAAAUAACGAUUGUCGAAUUUAUGUCGGAAAUCUACCUCCUGAUAUUCGCACUAAAGAUGUCGAGGACGUGUUCUACAAAUACGGAGCUAUUCGAGACAUUGAUUUGAAAAAUCGGAGAGGGGGACCUCCCUUUGCCUUCAUCGAAUUUGAAGAUCCCAGGGACGCAGACGAUGCAGUGUACGGACGAGACGGCUAUGACUACGACGGUUAUCGGCUGCGAGUUGAAUUCCCUCGGAGCGGAAGGGGUGGGGGGAGAGGCGGCUUUGGUGGUGGUGGUGGUGGUGGUGGUGGGGGGGGUGGCGCUCCUAGAGGCAGAUACGGGCCGCCAUCCAGACGCUCCGAGUAUAGGGUCAUUGUCUCAGGGCUUCCCCAAAGUGGCAGCUGGCAGGACCUCAAGGAUCACAUGCGUGAGGCUGGGGAUGUAUGUUAUGCUGACGUUUUCAGAGAUGGAACUGGGGUUGUGGAGUUUGUGCGCAAAGAAGACAUGACCUACGCUGUUCGAAAGCUGGAUAACACCAAAUUCCGAUCACACGAGGGAGAGACCGCAUACGUUCGCGUGAAAGUAGAUGGUCCCCGCAGCCCGAGCUAUGGAAGAUCCCGUUCCAGGAGCCGCAGUCGAAGCAGGAGCCGCAGCGCAGCCAGUCGCAGCCGCAGCAACUCUCGCGGUGGUGGUACCCGUGGUGGCAGAGGAUCUCCUCGCUACUCUCCACGCCAUAGCCGCUCUCGCUCCCGUUCCUAAACUCUGUUGCCAUUUUGGUGGAUCCCCCUGUUAGCAGUUCCUCUUUCCACUUGUUUUUACCUCCUUUUGAGUUUUUCAGAAGUCAACUAUAGAUUUUAAUUUUUGCAUUCCAUCUCCUGAUGUCCUAGUGGAAGGUCUUGGUAUGUAGGUGUAUCCCCUCCUGUCACCUUUCCUCCCUAACCCUCCCUACUUUAGUCCUUUUGUUUUGAUCUCCUUUCUCAAUUCAUUUUAAUUGACCUGUUGUCUUUCCUCCAAAAAUGUUGCAACAUUUGAAACCCUAUUGCUCUGAACUUCAAAAAUGUUGAUCUUAACAAGUUCAAUGUUUUUGUAAGUGUUGGAAAAUGUAUGUACUUUUUCAUGAGAUGACGGGAGUCUCAUUGCUAAACUGUAUUUUACCCUUGUGUCUUCCUUUAGACAUCUGAAGAUAAGGAUUAAAGAGUGAUUUGGAAUAAAA